Messenger RNA from Ichthyophthirius multifiliis, 5010 nucleotides. RefSeq lists its product as hypothetical. The transcript is spliced from 6 exons. Gene Ontology annotation, biological process: calcium ion import across plasma membrane. Gene Ontology annotation, cellular component: membrane; voltage-gated calcium channel complex. Gene Ontology annotation, molecular function: high voltage-gated calcium channel activity; calcium ion binding. The record is from RefSeq and is a predicted model, not a curated record. NCBI's taxonomy places the organism in Eukaryota, Ciliophora, Oligohymenophorea, Hymenostomatida.
AUGAUGGUUUUUAUUAUUGUAUAAAUUAUUGGAUAUUCUAUUUAUAAUUAUAAUGAAAGAUUAAAUAAUUAAGAUGAUUCAAUAUUAAUGAAUAAUAUAAGUUUCUAUUUUUAAAUAAUAAGCAAUAUAUUUUUUAGUAUAGAGUUUAUUUUAAAUAUAAUAACCUAAGGAUUAAUUUUUGGUGAAUAUACUUAUUUUAGAAAUUAUUGGAAUAUUUUAUAUUUUAUAAUUAUAAUUUCUAAUUGGUUUUCAUUAUAUUUAAAAGAAGUUGAAUUUUUUCAAAUAUUAAAACUAACUAGAAUACUUACAAUUUUUAAAGUUUCAUCAUAGAUGAGAAUAACAAUAGAAUCGUUUAUUGGAAGUUUUAAGCAUUUACCAAAAAUUUUUGUGCCUUUAUUAUUUGUAAUGUUAUAUUAUACAAUAGUAGGAAUAAGUUUAUUUAAUAGUCUAUAAGAAAACAGAUGUAGAUAUACCAAAUAACCUGUUUUAAAAGAUGGAAAAUUAGAAUGGCCUAUCGACCCUUCUUUAAAAUAUACAUGUGGAGUUUUUGAAUGUCCUGAAAACAGAUAUUGCGGAAAUCCAGGUGAUUAUGAUAUGCCUUUAAAUCCUGAAGAAAAUAAUAUUCCAGAAUUAUAUUAUGGAUAUGAUACAUUUGAUUAAUUUAGUGAUACUUUUUAAAGUAUUUUUUAAUUUUUGAAUGUUACUGGAUGGAGUUAAACUACUUAUAUUUUAUGGAGAUCAUAAUAUAAAACAAUUACAGGCGCUUAUUUUAUUUCACUUAUCGUUUUACUUGCUUACGUGUUUUCAAAUAUAUUACUUGCAUCUCUUUAUUAAGGAUUUUUGUUAUAAAAAACAAUCAAGAAUAAAAAUCUAGAAGAAAUAGAAUUAUAAAAUGAUGAAAAUAAUUAGUAAAUAAAUAAAACAAAUAGAAAUUAAUUAAAAAGAUAAAGUGUAUUAAGCAUAGAAUUAUAAAAUAUAUUAAGAAUAAAAUAUUAAAAGAAAAAUUAAAUUUAGAAUUAAAUAAAUUAAUAAAAUUGUAAUAUUUUUAGAAAUAUUAUGAAAACAAGUAUAUUCAAAAUAUUAACAUCUGCAAAUAAUAUAUUUUAGAUAAUACUAUUAGCUAUAGACAGAUAUCCUAUUCAUAUUAAUGAAUUAAGAAUUUUAAACUUUUGCGAUUUUGUUUCUCUUAUAUUAUUUUUUAUAGAAAUAAUAAUUUGUAUAAUAGGGAAAGGUUUUAAAAUUUUCUUAAAAAAUAAUUUUAAUAAAUUAGAUUUAAUAAUUCUCUCUACUAAUAUUUUAUGUUAUGCUAUGAUUGGGAUAUUAGGAAAUAAUAUAUUUGAAUAUGAUAAUAAUUUAACAUUAUUAUGUAAAUCAUUUAAAGUUUUUAGAAUAAUUAAUUUUUUUUUAUAUUCUAAAUACUUUUUAGCAAUAAAGUUAUUAUUAAAAUCAUUUUUUUUAACAUUAUAAACUAUUAAAAAGUACAUAUUUAUUUUGAUAGUUCUUGUUAUUUUCAUAGCUCAAGUUGGCCGUGAAUUAUUUGCAUAAAAAUAUGAUUUUAAUUAACCCAAUAAUUAAAAUAUUAUCUUUUCAAAUUAUCGAAUUAAUUAUGAAAAUUUCUAGAAUAGCAUUAUCGCUUCAUUAAUGAUAUUCUUUAACGAAGAAUGGCAUAUGACUAUGUAUAAUUAUAGAAGAAUAAUUGGAAAUAGAAGUAGUAUUUUUUAUAUAUUAAGCAUUUUGAUUGGCUAAGUUUUGUUUAUUAGGCUUUUUAUUGGCAUUUAUAUUAAUUAUUUCAUUAAAUCUCUUAAAACCUAUGAAGAAAAAAUGAAAGAGGAAGAAAAUAUAUUAUAAUAAAAUAAAUAAAAUAUUAAUAAUUUUCUAAAUAAUUUUUUCAAUUAAUACAUUUUGAAUUAAAAUAACUAAAUAUAACCUGAAUAAUAUGAUUAAGUUAAAGUCGAUUAUAAUAAAAGCCCUAUAAAUUAAAACGGCUUACAAUUGAAGGAAGAUAUAAUUAUUGAAAAUAAAAAAAGCAAUCUUGUUUCUUUUCCAUAAUCCACUAAAUUCUUUUAAUCAAAAAUGUAAUAAUUUAAUACUAAUAAUAAUUAAGAAAAUUAGUAACAAAAUAAAUAAUAUUUAUAAGAAUAAUAAUAGAAUAAUCCUUAAUUUUAAUUUAUUACAGAGAAUGUUGAUGAUUAUAAUAAUUAAUAAAAAAAAAGUUAAAAUUUUAAAUAAAAAAAGACCACUAAUAAAAUUAAAAGAAAAAAAAAAUUAUAGGUUAAUAAUAUAUUUGAAUAUAAUAUUUAGAAUGAAAGAUAAUUAAAAAAAAUAUAUAACAAAUAUUCAUCAAUUGUAUCAAAAAAUAAAAUAAUACGCAACAACACUCUAAGCAAAUAGAGUGACUAGAAAAUUUAAAACAAUUAGAAUUAUUCAUUAUUUAUUUUCAGUUAAACUAAUCCUUUUCGAAAAAUAUCCACAAAAAUAGUUGAAUCUAAAUACUUUGUAAUCAUAAGCAUAUUAGUAAUAACAUUUUCGUGUAUAACAAUAGCUAUGAAUACUCCUUUUUUACCAAAAGAUAGUAAAAUAAAAAAAAUAUUAGAUUUUUCGGAUUUCAUAGUAACAGGAAUAUAUGCAUUACAAACAAGUUUAUAGAUUGUUUCUUAAGGGUUUUUAUUUAAUGGUUAAAACUCAUAUUUGAUUGGAAGCAAAUGGUAUUGUCUAGAUUUUCUUAUUUUGAUAAUUUCCUUAACAAGAUUUUCUUUUAAGGAAGAAUACGUAUCUUUCGCUAAAUUUAAAGCUCUUAAAAUUCUAAUUAUUUUCGAAUAUUUAUCCAGAAAAAAUGUUCGUGUAAAAUUCACUAUAGAGGCUUUCUUUAAAAGUGUUCCUAGAAUAAUAAAGCUUUUUUUAUUUUCUCUACUUUAUCUUUUUAUGUGUGGAAUUAUGGCUACAAAAUUACUUAAAGGUCGCCUUCAUUCAUGUUAAAGUGAUUAAGAUAUUGAUAUAAUAAAUUCACUUGUAUAAACAAGUAUCGAUUGCAUGGAUUUAGGAGGCGAUUGGGUACCCAAUUUAUAUAAUUAUGAUAAUAUAUUUGAAGCAAUGUCUACUUUAUUUAUGGUUAUGACUACUGAAUGUUGGUAACCUUUAAUGUUUGAUGCUUAUGAUUCAGUAGGAAUAGGAUUUUAGCCAUAAAUUUAAAUGAAUUCUUUUUAUGCAAUUUUUUAUUUGUUGUUUUUUUUCAUUGGAAAUACAUGUAUAUUGAAUAUGUUUGUGGGAGUUAUUGUAGAUACAUAUUAAUCAUUAUCAGAAUCAUAAAGUAAUUUAGAUAAAUUGCAGGAAGAAUAAAAAGAAUGGUUUUUCAUAAAAUAAUCUAUUUUUAAAUUAAAUCCAAAAAAAAAAAUGCAAGACCCAAAAAACUUCAUAGAAUUUUUUUUACAUAAACACAUGAUAGUAGGAAAUGGAUUAAAUUUUUUCUUCUAUUUAUUUAUUGUUGUUAAUAUUAUAUCUUUUUUACUUUUCCAUACAAGAUAAUCAUAAGAAUAUACUAAUAUUCUCAAUUUAAUAAAUUUUAUUUGCACUUGUGUUGCUACGGUUGAAAUUUUAUGUAGAAUUUAUUGUUUGAAAAUUCAUUAUUUUUAUCAAUUUAUUAAUAUACUUGAUUUAAUUAUUGUUGGCUUUACAUUUAGUGAGAUAUUUAUCACUUAUAAUAAUAGUAUUAAAAUUAAAUCGUAUUCUAUAUCAAAUAGAACAUUUGAUGCGGUUUCUAAAGCAUUAUAAACAUUAAGGCUCUAUCGAAUAAUAAAGCAUAUUCGAAAUAUUGAAAAGUUAUUUAAUAGUUUAUUCAAAGCUCUUUCUGAAGCAAGUUCCAUAUUAAUAAUAAUGGGCUUUUUUUUGUACAUAUCAGUAAUAAUAUCAACAAACAUGUUCCCUUUUUUAAAAUUUUAAACAAAUCUAAAUGGAUAUGAUAUUCAUUUUAUGAAUUUCCAGUAAGCUUUUUUUACUCUUUUCAGAAUCGCUACAAGUGAACAAUGGUAUGUGAUUGUGGGAGAAGCUUCUAGAUAAAUGCAACCGAACUUUGUUUGCAGAAACGAUAUAUUUACAUAUGAGGAUUAUGUUGAAUAUGGUUAGAUGGCCUGUGGAAAUAAAUUGGCUUACUUAUUCUUUUAUUCUUAUCAUUUAAUGUUUUCUCUUAUUAUUCUUAAUCUUUUUAUAGCAACAGUGAUUUCGGCUUAUGAAUAAGCUUUUAAAGCAGAUGAAAGUGCUAUUGAUCAUUAUUAGCUUAAUGAUAUUCUCUAGUUAUGGCAAAAAUAUGAUCCAAAUGCGAAAGGGUUUAUAAAUUACAAAGAAUUCUGGAAAUUUUGUGGAGAAAUUGCAGUUAUUUAUGGAGUUGAUUAGUAAGAUUUAUUAAACUAAAAUUAUAAAAAAAUCUUUUUAACAGCUCUUUAAAUACCUAUUUAUGAAGAUCCAAAUGAAAGGAUAUUUUGCUAUAAAUUUCAUGAUGUAGUCACUAAAGUUUCUAAAAUUUCAGUUACUAUUAAAUUUGGUGUUACUAAUUUAGAACCUGAAGAUGAAAAUCUAAUUUAGGAAUUAGAUAAAUUGCUGAAUAUAAAAAGUAUAAAAAAUGUUCACUUGAUGAAAUAAACAAAACUCACAAGUGAAGAUAUGGCAGCUAUUUUCAUUUUGUAAAAAAAAAUGAGAAUUUGGAGAAGAAAAAUGAAAAAUAAUUAAUAAGAAGUCCCUCUUUAUGAUCUUAAAGAUAUUAUGAAAAGUAUGGUUAAUACUAAAAAAAUUACAAAAAAUAAUUUAGAAGAAUAAAAAGGAGAAUCAAAUGAAGAGCAAGAUUUAAAAAAUGACAAUAAUGACAUUAAAUCUUUAAAGUUAGAAGAGUUUACUAAUUUUAUGUCAAAUAAAUAUGAAGAAAUAAACCCUUAAUUAAAUAUUAUUGAGAUAUAAAAUAAAAGAUCAAGUUAAAAAAGAUAAAAAAACGAAAUAAAAACAUCUGAGUGGUAAAAAAGAUGA